GGGGGUGCCCGGCGUGGAGGAGCGGGUCCGUAGCGGGCCGCCGGACCCAAGGCGGAGGAGGGCGUUUGGGAGCGCCUUCGCCCGGGCCUCGGCGGCCUGAUGGAGUAAGAGGGUCGGCAGCUAGGGUGUGACGUUGAGUGCUUCAGAUCUGGUCACUAUGGUACGAGAACGAAAAUGCAUAUUGUGCAACAUUGUGUACAGCUCAAAAAAGGAGAUGGACGAGCACAUGAGGAGCAUGUUGCAUCACAGGGAACUUGAGAACCUGAAGGGCAGGGACAGCAGUCAUGAGUGCCGGGUGUGCGGGGUCACAGAAGUGGGUCUUUCCGCAUAUGCAAAGCAUAUUUCUGGCCAGUUGCACAAAGAUAACAUUGAUGCCCAGGAAAGAGAAGAUGAUGGAAAGGGAGAAGAAGAAGAAGAUUAUUUUGACAAGGAACUCGUCCAGUUAAUAAAGCAAAGAAAAGAACAAAGUCGACAAGAUGAACCUUCCAGUGGCAGCCAAGAAAUAAAAUCUGAUGACAGGCAGCUCCAGCGGAGACGAGAAGACAGAAUUCCUUACCAAGACAGAGAAAGCUACAGCCAGCCAGCAUGGCACCAUCGGGGACCUCCUCCGCGGGAUUGGAAGUGGGAGAAAGAUGGCUUUGGUAAUACGAGGAAAAACAACUUUGCACAUUCUUUGAGGAAUGGUGCUGGACCAAGAGGGUGGCAUAAGGGUGUUGCAGGAGGCUCCUCAACUUGGUUUCAUAACCAUAGUAAUUCCGGAGGUGGUUGGCAUUCAAAUAAUGGAACAGUAGAUUGGAAUCACAAUGGUACAGGAAGGAAUUCCAGCUGGCAUUCUGAAGGAACAGGUGGCUUUUCCAGUUGGCAUGUGAACAGCAGUAACGGAAACUGGAAAUCCAAUGUACGCAACACAAAUAGUUGGAAUUACAGUAGUCCUGGAGACAAAUUUCAACCAGGCAGAAACAGAAAUUCUAACUCUCAAAUGGAAGACAUGGCUAAGCCAUGGAACAAGAAAUCCAAGUCAAACAAAUACAAUCAAGAGAGAUAUAAAUGGCAGCGGCAAGAAAAUGACAAAGUUAGUACAGUUGCCACAUACAGAGGUCCUUCUAAAGGAUAUACAAGUGAUAAAUUUUCUUCACAAAUCUUAUUUGACUUCAAUUUUGAGCAGCCAGAAAGCCAAACCGCUAAGCAGACAGAGACCAUAGCUUCCAAAAUUGGUGGGAAGAACGGCGGUGUCGCAAGGGAAAAGCACCAUCGCUGGACUCCUUACCCGUCCCAGAAGGCUCUGGAUUUACCAUCAGGAAUGAAAGACGUUACUGGGAACAAGUCAGAAAUGAUAGAUAAGCCUUUGUUUGAUUUUACUUUAAUCCAAGGAACACAAGCAUCCCAAAUUGAUGAAACAAAUAAUUCCCCAACAUUGAAAACACAAAAAGAAACACAUACUGGAUCUCUUAAUCACAAAGCCACUUCUGAGCAAGCAUAUAACUUAAAUAAGAUGCCAUCAUUAAAAUCCCCACUUCUUCCAAUUCCAGUCACUAAAUCAGUCCCUCAAAAGCAAGAUUCAAAGAAUCCCUCAAAAAACACCAAAGCGAGUUCUUUUUUUCCUGGAAAACAUUCAAAUUCCUUAAACAAACACAAGGGGGAAGACAAUCAUGGCUCUUCUUACAGGUCCAAAUUGCAAAGUUCAUGUCCUCGUGUUUUAAAAGGGAAUAAAAGUAGAUUUGGCACUCAGAGGGAAUCUGAUGAAAAUUUAAGUGAUACGCUACAAAAAGCCAAAGAGGUGCUACAGUUUCAUGAGUCAUUGCAAGCUCCACUUCUUAGCACUUCGAAAAGGACCAGGAACUGUGACAAAGCAAGUAGGAACGUAGAAGAGUCUGAAAAAGGAUCUUUGAAGAUUGAGUUUCAAGUACACUCAUUAGAAGAUGAGAGUGAUGGAGAAAUACCUGACGUGGAAAAGCAUGGAACAAAAAUUGGAACCCUGGAUUCUGCAACUACUGAAGUCUUAUCCUGCAGCACCCAAAAUGCUGACGAGAAAGAGGGAGAGCACCAAAACCUGAAAACACCUAGAAAACUAUCCACUUCCCCAUGUGAGUCAGUAGUUCACCAGAAAGAAUCUGAGUUACAAAUGACAUCUGUAGCCAGUCCACACUCUGGCUUACUACUGGACUUAAAAGCCUCUCUGGAAGAUAGACAGGUUGAUGAGUCUGUUAAGUCUCAUGUAUCUUAUGAAACAGAGGGCUUUGAGAGCACUAGCUUGGACGCAGAGCUUCAAAAGAGUGAUAUAACUCAGCCCUCAGGCCUUCUCCUGCCUGAACUAAGUAAGCUUGGCUUUCCUGCGUCGCUCCAAAGAGAUCUCACCCGGCACAUUAGUUUGAAGAGCAAAACUGGAGCACACCUUCCUGAGCCAAACCUCAAUAGUGCUCGCCGCAUUCGCAACAUUAGUGGCCAUCGAAAGAGCGACACAGAGAAGGAAUCUGGGCUCAAGCCAACUCUUCGGCAGAUUCUAAAUGCAUCUCGGAGAAAUGUCAACUGGGAGCAGGUCAUUCAGCAAGUAACCAAGAAAAAGCAAGAGCUGGGCAAAGGCUUACCCAGGUUUGGCAUAGAAAUGGUGCCUCUAGUUCAAAAUGAACAAGAGGUCUUGGGUUUGGAUGAGGAGCCUGAUCUGUCCAAUCUAGAAGGAUUCCAGUGGGAAGAUGUGUCCAUUUCUUCAUCUCCUGGAUUGGCAAGGAAACGAAGCCUUUCUGAGAGCAGUGUGAUCAUGGACAGGGCUCCUGCGUAUAGCUUCUUCAGUGAGGAAAGUGCAGGCAAAGAAAAUGAGCCCCAGCAGAUUUUUUCACCUAGUAACUCAUCGAGGGCUGCGCAGAGUCCAAAAACAAAAAAAAAUGUUGCUCGAAGGCGGCACAGUGCACAGUUACUUUCUGACUGUGCAAAAUCUUUGAUGCAUUUGACAAAAGACCUGAACAGCCAGGAGAGUUCUGGACCACCUUCAGAGAAUCCGAAUGCCAAGGAGAGUAACGGAGAAGGGAACUCUUUAUCAUCAUGUGCAUCCUCAGCUCUUGCAGGCUCUAAUUUGGCAGAUGCAGGCACAGAUAGUAGCUGUACCUCUGGUGCUGAACAAAAUGACGGUCAGAACAUUAGAAAGAAACGAAGAGCCACUGGAGAUGGAUCUUCUCCUGAACUCCCAAGUCUUGAGAGAAAAAAUAAAAGAAGAAAAAUUAAAGGAAAGAAAGAACGUUCGCAGGUCGACCAGCUGCUGAGUAUUUCUUUAAGGGAGGAAGAACUAAGCAAGUCGUUGCAGUGCAUGGAUAACAACCUUCUGCAGGCGCGGGCAGCACUUCAGACAGCGUAUGUGGAAGUUCAGAGGCUGCUUAUGCUCAAGCAGCAGAUAACUAUGGAGAUGAGUGCACUGAGGACCCAUAGAAUACAAAUUCUACAGGGAUUGCAAGAAACAUAUGAACCUUCUGAACGCCCAUACCAGGUUCCCUGUAGCCUUACACGAGAACAGAGGAGCAGCAGAUCUCAAACAUCUGCUGAUGCCACGCUGCUGCCUACUCCCUUCUUCCCAGUUUUUCUGGAGCCUCCAUCAUCCACAGGAGUCCCUGGCCAAGUACCCACAUCUCCUGCUUUCCAAGCCCAUGGCAGUGUUCCUGCUCCGGACUCAUCGAUUCAGAUUAAACAGGAACCUAUGUCUUCUGAACAAGAAGGAGAGGGCAGUGACCGCCGUUCAGUCGAUGCAUCCCUCACUGCACCGUUGUCCUUGUCAGAGCCAACAGAAAAUUUCCAUGAGCCCAGCCGAGAGCUGAGGCUUUCUGUGGAGCAGGGAAGUACCAGAAAUGGGGAAAAUGUCCUCUCGUCCCAAUCAGCUGGUCUUCCUCGCAUAAAUAAAGAAGGUGAAGAGCCAAUCAAAGGCAACAGCGGGUCUGAAGCCUGUACCAGUUCUUUUCCAAGAUUGUUCUUUGCUUCAGAAACCUCUUUAGAGAAGGAGUCCCUCUCUCUCGCUGACCAGCCUGAACAAGCAGAGUCUACUCUGACGUCAGCUGAAACUCGGGGGAACAAGAAAAAGAAGAAACUUAGGAAGAAGAAGACCCUGCGAGCCGCCCAUGUUCCUGAGAACAGUGACACCGAGCAGGAUGUAUUUACUGCUAAACCUGUGAGGAAAGUGAAAACUGGAAAGUCAGCUAAAGGAGGGAAAGUAACAACCUCCACCUGGGAAGAUAGCAGAACUGGACUUGAACAAGAGAGUGUCAGGGAUGAGCCAGACAGUGACUCCUCUCUGGAAGUCCUGGAACUUCCUAACCCUCAGUUAGAAGUAGUGGCCAUUGAUUCCUCGGAAUCUGGAGAGGAGAAGCCAGACAGCCCAUCGAAGAAGGAUAUUUGGAACUGCACAGAGCAACACUCAUUAGAAACUUCUCGUUCUGGUUGUGAUGAAGUUAGCUCUACCAGUGAGAUUGGCACUCGCUAUAAAGAUGGUAUCCCUGUAAGUGUGGCAGAAACUCAGACCGUGAUCUCCUCCAUAAAAGGAUCGAAGAAUUCUUCAGAAAUAUCUUCAGAGCCAGGAGAUGAUGAUGAGCCCACAGAAGGGAGUUUUGAGGGGCACCAAGCUGCAGUGAAUGCAAUUCAGAUAUUUGGGAAUUUGCUCUAUACCUGUUCAGCAGAUAAAACUGUGCGAGCUUACAAUCUGGUGAGUCGGAAGUGCAUUGGUGUCUUUGAGGGCCAUACUUCGAAAGUGAACUGCCUCCUGGUUACUCAGACCUCUGGGAAGAACGCUGCCCUUUACACUGGUUCCAGUGAUCACACCGUUCGCUGCUAUAAUGUUAAGACGCGAGAGUGUUUGGAGCAGUUACAGCUGGACGACCGAGUCCUCUGCCUUCACAGUAGAUGGCGAAUCCUCUAUGCGGGACUAGCAAAUGGCACUGUGGUCACCUUCAACAUAGAGAACAACAAACGACUCGAAAUCUUUGAAUGCCACGGCCCUCGGGCAGUUAGCUGUCUAGCCACAGCUCAGGAAGGUGCCCGAAAGCUGCUGGUCGUGGGGUCUUACGACUGUACCAUUAGCGUGCGUGACGCGCGGAAUGGACUCCUCCUCAGAACCCUGGAGGGCCACAGCAAGACCAUUCUCUGCAUGAAGGUGGUGAAUGACCUUGUGUUCAGUGGCUCCAGUGAUCAGUCAGUCCAUGCCCACAACAUUCAUACUGGGGAGCUCGUGCGGAUCUAUAAAGGCCACAAUCACGCAGUGACUGUGGUGAACAUCCUGGGAAAAGUGAUGGUGACUGCUUGCCUGGAUAAAUUUGUUCGUGUCUACGAAUUACAGUCCCAUGAUCGAUUGCAAGUUUAUGGAGGACACAAAGACAUGAUUAUGUGUAUGACCAUCCAUAAAAGUAUGAUUUAUACUGGCUGUUACGAUGGCAGUAUUCAGGCCGUGAGGCUAAAUCUGAUGCAGAAUUACCGCUGCUGGUGGCAUGGUUGCUCUCUGAUAUUUGGCGUUGUAGAUCACUUAAAACAACAUUUGCUGACUGACCAUACAAAUCCAAACUUUCAGACUCUGAAAUGUCGCUGGAAGAACUGUGAUGCUUUUUUUACUGCUAGGAAAGGAUCCAAACAGGACGCUACAGGACACAUCGAACGACAUGCUGAGGAUGAAAGUAAAGUUGAUUCAUGAAGUUUUCGCCUCCCAUGUUGGGAAGUCAUUAGCUGAACGAAUGUCACAUUGGCCCCUCACACGGGCCACUCUCCUCCCUUCCCCUGUGAAGCGGGGAAGGAGAAAGUGAUUACCAAUCAGACUUACCACUAGGGUGAGUCUGAGCAGCUCUGUGGGAUGAUAGGUUACACUUUAAGAUCUUGCUGGAGGUUUGUCAGAUUUUCAGGAAUCAUACUCCUGGGACAGCGUGGCAUAUGGUAAUUUAUGCUACUGGUGUUCUCCAGAUGUUUAUUAAAGAUGCAGGUCUGAAUUGGCUACCUGAUUUGACCCUAAUCAUGUUGUUUUACUGAUUUCAGUUUGUGAUUUUUACUUUAUGUUCUUAUGAUGGUUUAAACUUGUAGUCAAGCUUUAAGUACCAGUUUGUUCAAAUGCUAGAUUUUUAGGAUCAGUUUUAAUUUUUCUGCUUGUAAUAACUGGGUAUUUAAAUUGGAAGCAAAUAGUUUUCUUCUUAACAAUUAUGUUUAGUGUGUGUCAGUAUUCUUUUGCUUUGUAGAUGACAGAGCUGGCUUUAAAUGUAAAGGAAGACAGUAGAUUUUUAGCAGGUAGAGUGACUGCUCAGCUGACUAUUUUAGGAGUUGAGACAGCACAUCACACAAUGGCAAGUCCUUACGGACAGUGCUCCCCGGCGACCCUCUCUGCAAGGUUCGCUGGAGUGUUUGGUCAGGGCAGCACACCGACCUACUGUCCACGUGCAGUGGUGCUGUGAGACCGGGGCAUCACUGCUGCAGGGGUGGCCGGGCUGUUUGACCUGGAGGUGCAGCCUUGACCUCCCUUUGCAGUUUCUGACUCCAGGCUGCUGUGGGAUUGAAACCUACAGAAUGCGUUGCACUCACCUGCAGCCCCCAAGAUAGGGGAGUUAGGAUAAAGCAUCUGAAUCCGGUUUUUAGGGCCUCAGCAGGCUUCUUAGAAACUGGUUUCUAAAACCGCUGUCUUGCCCUCACCUCUCCACUAGUUGGGAAGAAAGAGUGGAGUCUGGUGACGUUAAAGACCACCUGUCCGUGGAGAGCAGCCACAGUAACAAAGCCUUAGUGAGACUGCGUGGUUUGGGCUUUUCUCCGCACUCCGAAGAGAAGCUGUAGACGUGUUGCUUUCCAUUCUUUUGUUUCUGGGUUCACUUUGAAAGGUUCUUCAGGGAGGUAGAGGAAGGGAGAGCAGCACGGUGCGCACAGCCACGCUUCGGGAUGCGGCCCCUACUCUGUUCUAGGAUUGCAGAGCACCCAGGCUUCUCCCCUCUCCUGUCGGUGCGCACACAUCUGCUCGCCUGCCCCCUCCACUCUGGCUCUAGGGCAGGAGGACUUCACUGGGGAUUCAUGGACAGGUUUCAGGAGGGUGUGCGAACCCCCUGGACUUGUAUGCAAGAUGAAGUAUGUGUCCUUUUUUCCCAGGGAAGGCUCUAAUGAUUUUUACUGGAUCCAAAAGAUUAAGACCUACUAAAGGAGCUACUACUAGAUAAUGAAUGGCCCACAAGCUAUUUACUUCUGUGUUUGUGAAUGGGAAAACUUUUUUGUUAACCACACUAUUGAGGUUUACAUGACACUUGAGAGAGACCCGAGUUAAUCUUAUUGUAUCAAGACUAUUUGUGCUGUUUCUCUAUGAGAUUAUGAAGCUUUUCCCACCUCUCACCCCCAUUUCCGGUACAGGUGACCAGAGAAGCCAGGCUGUCCUGUGGGUUUGGGAAUGGUAAAUUCCCAGGAGAGUGAAUUUGGACUUAUUGCCAAACCUGGCAUUUUUCUCUGGGUAGUGAAGCAGCAUUUCUCAGACGGCUGGGGAGUGUGGGAAGAAAGUCUUGCAUGCACUGGUGCACAGGUGUCCUUCUGUCCUGCCUGAGGACGGACGUGUCUGCAAAGACGAGAGUGGUGAGCUUUGUAGGGCAGGUGCUGGGCAAGUGAGGGGAACCUUUGCAGGUAGAGUCAGUGAGAACCAGUUUGGGUUUCCCUUUGGUGGAAUUGUGCACAGUCUGCCUGCCAUGGCGUAUAUGAAUGAUCCUUGUACAUGUGUAUACAGAUGGGCACCUGUACUUGGAAUACUUUUCCUCAUUUCGUAGAAAUGUCCUUUGAAGCAGUAGCAAUAAUGUUUUUGUUUUAAGGAUGUGUAAAAUUUAACAUCAGGUGAGUGUGCUAUCCUAAACACACUGUUCUAGUUCUGUUUAGAAAUAAAUGCACCAUAAACAUUUUGGCUGCUUAUGUAUGCUUAUUGCUUUAAAGUGUCUUGAAAGUUAUGCAGAAUUUUGGCCAUUUUUAAGUCUUCUUUGAUGUCCUGACUGAUUCUAGCCCUCUGUCGCCCUCAGAGAAGAGCUGUCGGGUUUGCAUAAACUCUGGUAUUUAGUACUUUAUGAAGAAAGGAAACCGUUCCAUGACCUGACAGAACCUGACAUUUCUUAUCAGGAGUCGGAGGCCAUUUUUUAGAACGUUGUUUUUUAAUUAUGUGUGCCUACUUCUAAAGGCUAGAAGCCGAGGAAACCCUGGUAUGAAUCCUUUUGUGUGCAUGUGCUAGUGUUUUAAUGGCAGUUUGUUCUGAUAUAAUAUCAGUCACUUCAAGUUUUAUCCUAAAGUUUGAAUCAGGUUCAAAAUGUAUUUUGGCAUAUGUUUCUACCCGGUUAAACACAAUGCGAACAAAACUCUUAAGAGCAAAGAAUUAAUUUUGAUCUGAUGCUACUUGAAGAGAACAUUAUUGCUACCACACUCCUGCUUUUGUGGGGAGAAGUUUUUUCUGUCUCCUUAGCAAUUGAGUGUUUAGCUCCUGACCUACUUAUAAGUUAUAGGCAAAAUCAUUGCUGUUUGAGUGAUUAUUUCCUGAACAAAGGUUUCUUUGUUUUUGUUUUUUGGGGGUCUUGGGUAGAUUAUACAGUGGGCAACUUUAGUGACUAGGUAUGUGGAUGGUUUGGUGGGAGUAGGUGUACAACAUUUAGUGGAAUGGUAUGGUAUGUUUUAUGGAAGAGAAUUCAUUGGAGGGGAGAUCAAAGUAUAUUGCGAUGUGAUAUUUGAACAGCAUGUUCCCCCUGGUUUGCUCAAAUAACUGCCAUUAAUAUACACUGACGGACAGAUUUUGUUCUUGUUGCCUCAAGGAGAGCUUUCAGAAUUGCUGUGAAGGCCAGGCCUGCCACAUUGAUGAUAGUGAUCUCGUCCCUGCCCCACAUCAUCAGGACCCUCAGGAUGGCAAAGGAGCUGUCUAAGGACUAGGAAUAGGAGCUGUGGUGACGAUUUGGUUAUACUGAGUCCCAUAUGCCAGUGGAUGUGAAAUGAUGAUGUAAACCACACCUACUGCUUAUCAGACAGUAAUCCCUAACCUCACCUCCAACUCCCAGGUAUGGGGCCCUGCUGGGCCACAUGCACUAAAAUUUCCCAUGUUUGCUCUAAAUUCAAGGUAGUAGCCCAAUGGGAUUGGGAACGAGGGGAGUCAAAGAGGAAAGGCUAUUGAAGAUCUUCUUCCUGCCUAAGAGAAACACGUGCCCUAGAGCUGCUCUAGCAUGCGAAUUUUUUAUAUUGAAUAUGGAUUAGAAAACUGAAAUCAGAUGACAUUUGACUGCAAAAAUGUUAUUAAGCAAAUAGCUUAGCCUUCUUACAUUUUGGUAUAAACCUGUGAACUUCAUAACUUUGUAAAAGCAAGUUACAAAGCAAAUACAAGAGGAAAAUAAAGUACUUUUACAAAUUGUUUA
Messenger RNA from Myotis davidii, 9350 nucleotides. It is a transcript of the gene ZNF106, whose product is annotated as zinc finger protein 106. Gene Ontology annotation, molecular function: RNA binding; SH3 domain binding. The record is from RefSeq and is a predicted model, not a curated record. Lineage: Eukaryota; Metazoa; Chordata; Mammalia; Chiroptera; Vespertilionidae. Gene Ontology annotation, cellular component: cytosol; membrane.